AUGGCGGGAAAGAACAACAACAACAACACCCUUAUCCUUGCCAUAGACUUUGGAACGACAUACUCAGGAAUUGGGUACAUACAUACGGCGGCGGGGCGUGAUCUUGUAACCCACUGGCCGCUGAGAAAUGCGACAAGCGAAAAGGCACCAACCGAAAUACUUUACGAUGACAAUAAAGACAAGAUCGAAUGGGGAUUUCAGGCCCAGGGCAAUAUUAGGGCCUUGAAAUAUUUUAAAUUGGAGCUGGAUCCAGAAGCCAGAAAAAAGCUCAAGGCACUCCGAUCCGACACUGAAUCAUCUCGACCCUUCGUCGGGAAUCACGGAGCUACGAGUGCAGUUGUUGAAGAAUAUCAAGCAAAUCGAGAUGCCAAGGAUGUUUGCACAGAUUACCUCAAGGCUAUCUACCGGGCUGCCCUAGAGCAGAUCAACAACCUAUGGGUUCCAGACACCGUCAGAAAUGCCCCUAAAAGGUUCAUUUUGACUGUCCCGGCUAUCUGGACAGAUCCAGCGAAGAAUGCCACCAAGCAGUGUGCUAGGAGAGCAUUUGGCCAAGACGCCGAUAUUGAACUAAUUGCAGAGCCACAGGCUGCCGCAGUAUAUACCCUUAGUCAAGCGCACAUCGUACAGUCGGUUCGUCCGGGAAAUCACUAUAUCAUCUGCGACGCUGGUGGGGGAACGGUAGACCUAAUCACCUACUGCGUCAAGAAGAAAGAUCCGUUGGAAUUAGUUGAAAGCAUCCCCGGGACCGGGGAAGCGUGUGGAUCGAUUUUCCUGAACCGCGCAUUUGAAGACUUUCUAAAGGAAAGGCUGGGGAAACACUAUACUGGCCGCAGGACUGAAAUGCUAGAGAGGCGUCUGGAUGUUAUGCGCCGGCGUUUUGAGGUCGAGAUCAAACAACACUUUACUGGGCGUCCAGACGCUAGGUGGGAAUUUUGGCUUCCAUACGCGUUGGAUGGGGCCCGAAUCCAUGGCACAGAGGAAAACUGUCUGAUCAUUACCGGACGGGACGUCGCUCGAAUGUUCGAGCCUACUAUCACUAGGGUACUCAGUCUCAUCCGUGCCCAGGUCAGAACCCUCCUCAACCGGAGGGGUCCCCCUCCUGAAUUGGGAAUUGUGAUGGUUGGUGGAUUUGGCCAAAGUGAGUACCUAUACCAGCGGGUGAAGCACGAGUUUGAGGAUCUAGCGAAAGUCACGAGGCCCCCUGACGCGUGGGCAUCGGUGACCCUAGGGGCUCUAUGUUGGGGGAUGCACAAUGAGACCGUUACGGCGAGAAAGCUGCCACGGUGUUACGGUCAACAGGUCUAUGUAAAAUACAAUCCCGAUUGUGGAUACCCAAAGGUGACCCAUCCUUUCACGGGUGAGCCCUCUCAUAAGGCCAUGCAAUGGUUCGUUGAGGCGGGUACGGAGGUGUCUGUUGGCCAACCAUGGGAAUUCCCUUUGGUGGCUUUCUGUGACCCUUCGACAGAUGCAAAGUUGACAAUAACUCUCUGGGGGUGGAGCCCUUCACGCGAAGGGGAGAGCCCACCGAAGGUUUGCACUCAAGAAUGCGACGAAGUGGGGGACAUGACCAUUGAUCUAAGAGAGCCGCAGAGAAGAUGCCCAGCUCCUUGUCUCCGGUCGGAUGGAAAAGGCUACUACCAAAAGCUAGAUUUCACGAUGCAGCUGCUUUUUGGGAGUGAGAUUGUUUUCCGAGCUGUAUUUCAAGGUACCUCGCAGCACGCGCGUGUUGAUUACACGGAUUAA
Molecule: messenger RNA, 1743 nt
Organism: Aspergillus bombycis
Lineage: Eukaryota; Fungi; Ascomycota; Eurotiomycetes; Eurotiales; Aspergillaceae
Product: Hsp70 family protein
Exons: 14
Coding region: 1-1743 (580 amino acids)
Source: RefSeq, a predicted model, not a curated record